Molecule: messenger RNA, 1179 nt
Organism: Venustampulla echinocandica
Lineage: Eukaryota; Fungi; Ascomycota; Leotiomycetes; Helotiales; Pleuroascaceae
Exons: 2
Coding region: 1-1179 (392 amino acids)
Biological process (GO): proteolysis; protein localization to cell surface; attachment of GPI anchor to protein
Cellular component (GO): GPI-anchor transamidase complex
Molecular function (GO): GPI-anchor transamidase activity
Source: RefSeq, a predicted model, not a curated record
AUGAAGCUCUCGAACUUUCUCAGUCUACCAGUGGUGCUGGCGUCGCUGCUGGCGCCAGCAACCGUCGCGGCUGAGCAUACAAGCAAUUGGGCAGUGCUGGUCUCGACAUCGCGAUUCUGGUUCAACUACCGGCAUCUGGCCAAUGUGCUGUCGCUAUAUCGAACAGUCAAGAGGCUUGGGAUUCCCGACUCGCAGAUCAUUCUAAUGCUUCCCGAUGACAUGGCAUGUAACCCUCGAAAUGCCUUCCCAGGAACCGUGUACAGCAAUGCAGAUCGAGCCGUGGAUUUGUACGGUGAUAACAUCGAAGUGGACUACCGAGGCUACGAGGUCACAGUGGAGAACUUCAUACGGCUGUUAACAGACAGGGUGGGAGAGGAGAUGCCGAGGAGUAAGAGGCUGUUGACGGAUGAUCGAAGUAAUAUCCUGGUGUAUAUGACUGGGCACGGAGGGAACGAGUUCCUCAAAUUCCAGGAUGCAGAAGAGAUCAGCGCAUUUGAUCUAGCGGACGCAUUCGAGCAAAUGUGGGAGAAGAAGAGAUAUCAUGAACUCCUCUUCAUGAUCGAUACCUGCCAGGCAAACACAAUGUACAGCAAAAUUUACUCCCCCAACAUAAUCGCCACUGGCUCCUCCGAAAUUGACCAGUCCUCCUACUCCCAUCACGCAGACAACGACGUUGGAGUUGCCGUUAUUGACCGAUACACGUAUUACAACCUCGAUUUCCUUGAGAAGGAGGUGCGCGAACCUAGCAGCAAGAAGACCCUGGGGGAUUUAUUUGAUAGCUAUGAUGAGUCCAAGAUUCAUUCCCAUCCAGGUGUCAGAUGGGAUCUAUUCCCUGGGGCCGAACAAGGGGGCAGGGAGAGAUUGGUGAUGGAUUUCUUUGGGAACGUCCAGAAUGUGGAGGUUGAUAACGCUGGAAAUAGCACACAGUUGGCGGAAGACUUACUGCUUCUAAGCAAGAAGAUUUCUGAGCUACGACAGCAAGCCGAUGCUACGGAGGGUGCCGAGAAGAAUGCCACCACCCCUCAGCCCAUAAAGGGUAGCCACAUGGUGCGGAAGAUCGGGGCCGCAAAGGUAGAAGCUGAUCAUAGGUCUUGGGACAAGACAGCUAUGGGUGUAUGGGCUUUGGUUGGGUGCUCCUUGGUUUGGUGGGCUGGUGAGCAUAUGCAACCAUCUGUUUAA